UGUCCUCGCCGUACCUUCCUCGCUUGUCUUAUCCUCGCUUCGAAGUUCCUGCAAGAUAGGUCCUACUCAAACCGCGCUUGGGCAAAGCUCGCCGGAUUGCCUCCUCGUGAGAUCGGCCGUUGUGAACGGGCUCUCGGCGAAGCACUGCAAUGGCGCCUGUGGGUC
This is a messenger RNA of Laetiporus sulphureus 93-53, 165 nucleotides long. RefSeq lists its product as uncharacterized. The transcript has a single exon. The record is from RefSeq and is a predicted model, not a curated record. Gene Ontology annotation, molecular function: protein kinase binding; cyclin-dependent protein serine/threonine kinase regulator activity. Gene Ontology annotation, biological process: regulation of cyclin-dependent protein serine/threonine kinase activity. NCBI's taxonomy places the organism in Eukaryota, Fungi, Basidiomycota, Agaricomycetes, Polyporales, Laetiporaceae. Gene Ontology annotation, cellular component: cyclin-dependent protein kinase holoenzyme complex; nucleus. The annotation marks the transcript as partial.